Molecule: messenger RNA, 656 nt
Organism: Cimex lectularius (bed bug)
Lineage: Eukaryota; Metazoa; Arthropoda; Insecta; Hemiptera; Cimicidae
Gene: Ufc1
Product: ubiquitin-fold modifier-conjugating enzyme 1
Exons: 4
Coding region: 101-601 (166 amino acids)
Biological process (GO): protein K69-linked ufmylation
Cellular component (GO): cytoplasm
Molecular function (GO): UFM1 conjugating enzyme activity
Source: RefSeq, a predicted model, not a curated record
UCGAUUCGAACGACGUCACCCCGUCGAAUAUGCGAUUACGCGUCGACCCGUCGACUUUCACUUGGAGGGCCUUCGUUUUCUUUCGUCCCACGUCGAAACGAUGGCAGACGACUGUGCCAAGAGCACUUUGAAGUCUUUUCCACUCCUGAAGACGAAAGCCGGCCCGAGGGACAAGGACUUGUGGCCUUUACGACUUAAAGAAGAGUACCAGUCGUUAAUCCAGUAUGUGCAGUACAAUAAAAAAACCGAUAAUGAUUGGUUUAGACUGGAAUCAAAUUACGAAGGUACCAAGUGGUUUGGGAAGUGCUGGUUCAUUCACAACCUGAUCAAAUAUGAGUUUGACAUCGAAUUUGAUAUUCCGGUCACUUACCCGUUGACGGCGCCUGAAAUCGCAUUGCCUGAAUUGGACGGCAAGACUUCGAAAAUGUUUAGAGGAGGUAAAAUCUGCCUUUCAGACCAUUUCAAACCUCUUUGGGGACGUAACGUACCGAAAUUUGGCAUCGCACACGCCAUGGCUCUAGGUCUUGGACCUUGGUUGGCUGUGGAAGUGCCAGAUUUAAUUGAAAAAGGAAUUGUCAAGGAAAAAUCGCUGGCUUCUUAAAUGUUUUAUUUUCAUAUUUAUUACUGUUAAUAAAUUUUGUUAUGACAUUACUAAA